Eucalyptus grandis is the source of this 2983-nucleotide messenger RNA. RefSeq names its product pentatricopeptide repeat-containing protein At3g26540. The record is from RefSeq and is a predicted model, not a curated record. Lineage: Eukaryota; Viridiplantae; Streptophyta; Magnoliopsida; Myrtales; Myrtaceae. The transcript has a single exon. Gene Ontology annotation, biological process: RNA modification. Gene Ontology annotation, molecular function: RNA binding; protein binding. Bases 155 to 2281 code for a protein of 708 amino acids.
ACAAAUCACCUGCGUCUCGCAUUCGCUCGAUCUCUCUGCUCGGACAACUCCGUUGGGUUCCUGUCGAAUUUCGUCGCAUGCUCCGGCUCCGAGCAUGUAAGCAACCGACAGGAAGUCGCCUUUGCGCAUCGUCGCAUCGUCCGUGCUCGGUUACAUGGGCGUGAAUGCCGCCUCCCUACUCAACCAGCUCCUCCACCAAGUCCGCCGCCCCAGGUCGCCGCCGCCGCCGCCGCCGCCGCCCGGACCCGGCGCCGCCAAGGCCCUGACGGAGACCAUCCUCGCCCACCUCGACGCGGGCCGCCUCCAGGAGGCCGUCAACGUCCUCUUCGCUUCCCACGAGCCCCUCCCCCACUCCCUGUACGCUCGCCUCUUCCAGCUCUGCUCCUCCGCCCGCGCCGCCGUCGAGGCCCGGAAGGUGGAGUUCCACCUGGGCGCCGCCUUCAAGCGGACGCCGCCGCCCUUCCUGCUGAACCGGGCCAUCGAGGCUUACGGGAAAUGCGGUUGCUUGACGGACGCCCGCGAGCUGUUCGACGAGAUGCACGAGAGAGAUGGCGGGUCUUGGAACGCGAUGAUCGCUGCGUAUGUGCGGAACGGGCGCGCGAAGAGGGCGCUGAGCUUGUUUUCCGACAUGAACGCGUCCGGGGUUUCCGCGAGUGAGGUCACUUUUGCCGGUGCGCUCGGCUCUUGCGGUGUCGUUCGGGAGCUUGGUCUGUGCAUGCAAAUCCACGGACUCAUGGUGAAGCGUGCCUUUUGUGGUAAUGUAAUUUUGGGGAGCUCGCUUGUCGACGUGUACGGGAAAUGUGGUGUUAUGGGUGAAUCGAGGAAGAUGUUCGAUGAGAUGGAAAGACCAAAUGCGGUGACUUGGAAUGUGAUCGUGAGGCGGUAUCUUGAGAUGGAGGAUGAGAGGGAAGCGAUUGUUAUGUUCUUCAAAAUGUUUCUGACUGAUACUAGACCGCUGAAGUUUACCUUUUCAAACGCUCUUAUCGCUUGUUCUAAGAUACGCGCUCUUGCGGAGGGAAUGCAAAUACAUGGGUUCACAAUUAAGGUAUGUCUGGAAGAUGAUGAAGUGGUUUCCAGUUCACUCAUUGAUAUGUAUGUUAAGUGCGUUGAAUUGGAAUCUGCACAAAAGAUUUUUGAUCGACCUUGUGCCAAGAACGUGGUCUCCUGGACUUCAAUGGUGUCUGGUUAUGCUUUGGUUGGGAGAACUGGAAAGGCUAGGGAGCUCUUCAAUGAGAUGCCGGAACGGAAUGUGAUAUCCUGGAAUGCAAUGUUGGCAGGGUACAUUCGCUCCAGGCUGUGGGAUGAGGCCUUGAAUUUCGUAUCUUUAAUGCGCAGUUCAACCAAGGACAUUGACCAUGUCACUCUUGCACUCAUCUCAAACUUGUGUGCUGGCCUUUCAGAUGUUUUCAUGGGGAAGCAAGUGCAUGGAUUUGUUUAUCGACGUGGUCUCUUUUCCCAUUUACUUGUCAGCAAUUCUCUUUUGGAUAUGUAUGGAAAAUGCGGGAACUUCAGAUAUGCUCGAGCUUGUUUUUACCUGAUGAGUCAGUGGCGGGACAAAGUUUCCUGGAAUUCUUUGCUGACAAGUUAUGCUCGUCAUCAAAGGAGUGAACACGCGAUGGAAAUGUUCUGUGAGAUGCAAUGGGAGGCAAUGCCCAGUGUCUUCACUUUUGGAACUCUUCUCGCUGCUUGUGCUAAUAUUAGUGCUCUUGCUCAUGGGAAGCAAAUUCAUGGAUUCAUGAUUAGGAGAGGAUAUAAGAUUGAUAUUGUCGUGAGAGGAGCUCUGAUUGACAUGUAUUCCAAAUGCCGCUGCAUCGAGUAUGCCCUAAAAGUUUUCAUGGAAGCAGCUCCACGAGAUGUGGUUCUUUGGAAUUCCAUAAUUCUGGGCUGCUGCCACAAUAGGUUGGGCAAAGACGCUCUAGAAUUGUUCGACUUGAUGAGCAAGGAAGGUAUUAAAUCAGACCACGGCACUUUUCAAGGGCUGUUGCGUGCCUGUAUCUGUGAGGAUCUUGUUGACUUGGGAGGACGGAUUUUCAAAUCCAUGACAAAUGUUUAUGGCGUUAUCCCUAGGCUGGAGCAUUAUGAGCAAAUGAUUGAACUCUACAGCCGUGCUGGACGGAUGCGCGAGCUUAAAAAGUUUGUUAAGACAAUGCCAUUUGAGCCAACAGUUUCGAUGCUUAAGAGAAUACACGGUGCUUGUCAAAAGCAUGGGUUCCCCAAAUUGGGAGAAUGGGCUUCCAGGCUGCUGGCAGAGUCGAAUAUUUCAGAUCCAUGUGAAAAAUGAAGUUGCAGGCAUGCCCAGAAUGGCGAAGUAGUUAACUACAUAUCCGUCGGUCUGAUUAGCAAACAGUUUCUGGGACUGGACUCGCGCUGUGAAGCUCCAUCAUAUUAAGGCCCACCUGGACAAUGUAGUCGGUUGUCACAAAAAAAAAAGAAGAAGAAGAAGAAGCAACUGGCAAAACUACGCCACGAUCAGUCAGAAUUCUUGGCGUGCAUAUUGCUCCAACAUGAUGUGCAAUGUGUUAUGGGCUUGCGAGACCGGAGUAGCCUUUCUUCUCCAGAAAUCUCCGACCUAAUUGUAUUUAGAUCAAUGAAUUGAUCUCUGAAGCUUCUAAGGGAAGGAGAAACCGACGCAAAGCGUCCUGUCGAACAACAGGAGCCACGGUCAUGGAGCCAACCGAAUGAUUGUGAAGCAACCGAAGGCAGGUGACCAUCAUAUCCGACCACGAGGAGUGCCUUCGAAGGGCCACCUCAUUUUCCAGUACUGCCAAAAACUCGUUGGGCGAGGCCUUUCAGCUCAAGCAAUGUCUCCAAGUUCCAAAAAUUUUCCCAACCCAAUUUUCUUUUGUACUGGUCACCUGCGGACGAAGCUGCCUACCCCGUCCGUCGGGCCAUCGAAGACAACACGAAUUCUUGUCGUGAAGGUUGAUUACAUAAAUUCAUCUUAUUUUCUGUAGAAAAUGGGGAAAAAAGAAAGGUUGGGACU